This is a messenger RNA of Panicum hallii, 4168 nucleotides long. RefSeq names its product trafficking protein particle complex II-specific subunit 130 homolog. Lineage: Eukaryota; Viridiplantae; Streptophyta; Magnoliopsida; Poales; Poaceae. Gene Ontology annotation, cellular component: TRAPPII protein complex. The coding region runs from base 244 to 3966 and encodes 1240 amino acids. The transcript has 21 exons. Gene Ontology annotation, biological process: intra-Golgi vesicle-mediated transport; early endosome to Golgi transport. The record is from RefSeq and is a predicted model, not a curated record.
CACCAUGUUACAGAAUUCCGAUUAAAUUGAACACCCGUUUAACCCUUUCUUUUGUCCUAAGUCCUCACUGCUUACCCCCGCCCCCGCGCCCCUCUGCAUCUCGCAUUCUCGUGAGCCCGCGCCCAGCCGGACCCUCGUCUCCGGCGGCCUCCCCGUCGGCGGAGAGCGCUUAAUGGAGCAGUAGGGACUGCGUGGAAGCUGUAUUCCCCCGAGAUCUCACACGCCCAUACUCCGGCGGCGGCCAUGGCGAACUACCUCGCGCAGUUCCAGACAAUCAAGUCCUCCUCCGACCGCAUCGUCAUCGCCGUUGAGGAUGUGAGCGACUUGUGGCUCAAUGUCAAGGAGAGUUUUGAGCAGCGUGUGCCAGUGAAAAAGGCCUGUCUAAACAACAAGGCGAGGAAUCCUGUUUUUGUUGAUAAUCUACCAGCUGAGUUUAUACAAACAACUGAUUCAAGGUUGCGGAGUCGAUUUCCACAAGAACAAUACUUGUUCUGGUUCCGGGAACCAUAUGCUACUGUUGUUCUUGUCACUUGUGAGGAUCUUGAUGAAUUCAAGACCAUUCUUAAGCCUCGCCUCAAAUUAAUUGUGCAAAAUGAUGAACGCGAAUGGUUUAUUGUGUUUGUGUCCAAGGCCCAUCCUAGCAAUGAUCAAGCAACUAAGAUGGCAAAGAAAGUAUAUGCUAGGCUUGAGGCUGAUUUCAACACUAAAAAAAGAGAAAGAUGCUGCAAAUUUGAUCUCCAUGGACCCGAUGCGGAAUUCUGGGAUGAUUUCGACUCUAAAAUGGUGGACUGCAUCAGAAACACAUUAGACAGGCGGGUUCAAUUUUAUGAAGAGGAAAUCCGGAGGUUAAGUGAGCAGCGGUUUACUCCGAUAUGGAACUUCUGCAACUUCUUCAUUCUGAAGGAAAGCUUGGCGUUCAUGUUUGAGAUGAGUAAUCUCCAUGAAGAUUCACUCCGUGAAUAUGAUGAACUUGAACUAUGCUACUCAGAAUCAGUGACCUCUCCAGGGAAACAUCGAGAAUUUGGAGGAUUAGAUACUGGUGAUGAUCAGGCUGCACUGCUAAAUCCAGGAUUCAAAGCACUGACCCAAAUUGUUCAGGAUGAUGUAUUCAGAGAAUUUGAGUUUAGACAGUACAUAUUUGCUUGCCAGGCUAAGCUAUUGUUUAAAUUGUCUCGUCCAGUUGAGGUUGCUGCCAGAGGCCAUGCUUUUGUUGUUGGCUUUUCCAAGACACUUGCCUUGCAUGAAAAUUCUCUUCCAUUUUGCUUCCGUGAAGUAUGGGUGAUAACUGCAUGUUUGGGUUUGAUAAAGUCUACAACUUCACAUUAUGAUGGUGGGGCUGUUUCUGUUGACUCAGAGAAAGAAUUCCAUCGUCUUCAGGGUGACCUUUAUUCUCUCUGCCGUAUUAAGUUUAUGAGGCUUGCUUACUUGAUUGGUUAUGGGGUUGAGAUAGAAAAGAGUCCAGUCAACAGUGCAUCUUUAAGCAUGCUACCAUGGCCAAAGCCAGCUACAUGGCCUUCAAUUCCACCUGACUCAUCGGCAGAAGUAAUGGAAAAGGAGAAGAUGAUUCUUCAAUCAAAAUCAAGAGAAAAGCUCUUCAACAUUUACAGGAAACCUCUGCCACUAGAACCUUCUUUACUUCUACGUGAGGCUAAUAGGCGCAGAGCUUUUCUUUCUGUUGGAAAUCUGUCUGAGCUAUAUGAUUCAGCUGAUGGUUCAGGUUUAGAUGCCAAUUCAAAACUUUCUCCCAACAGAUCUGCUUCUAACUUCAUGGCAAGAACAAUGUCAGGUCCAGCGAUGUCGGAAACUUCUCUGCCAGUUGAUCGGCCCAUGAGGUUGUCGGAAAUUCAUGUUGCCGCCGAACAUGCUCUGAAACAGACGAUAUCAGAUCCUGAUUUUAUGACAUCAUUUUCAUCAGUAGAAGAAUUUGAGAAAAGAUAUAUGGAGCUUACCAAAGGUGCAGCUGACAAUUAUCACCGCUCCUGGUGGAAAAGACAUGGAGUUGUGCUUGAUGGAGAAAUUGCAGCUCUGUUCUUUAAACAUGGAAAUUAUGACCUGGCUGUGAAGUCCUAUGAGAAAGUUUGUGCUCUCUAUUCUGCAGAAGGCUGGGAAGAGCUGUUGGCAGAUGUUCUUCCUGAUCUUGCAGAAUGCCAGAAGAUUCUUAAUGAUGAAGCUGGUUACUUGGCGUCCUGUGUAAAGUUACUUUCUCUGGACAGCACCUUAUUUUCAUCUAAAGAGAGGCAAGCUUUUCAGUCAGAAGUCGUUCGACUUGCUCACAGUGAAAUGAAGCAUCUUGUGCCACUUGAUGUCUCAUCGCUAAUUACAUUUGCUGGAAAUGCUGGUCCACCACUAGAAUUAUGUGAUGGAGAUCCUGGUACACUAUCUGUAGCAGUUUGGAGUGGCUUCCCGGAUGACAUCACACUGGAGUCUCUCAGUUUAAGAUUGUCAGCUUGGUCUAGUGCAGAUGAAGGUAUCAAGGCAAUAAAGAGUUCAGAUUCUCAUGUUCUCAAACCAGGUAGAAAUACCAUCUCUUUUGAUAUUCCACCUCAAAAGCCUGGUUCCUAUGUGUUGGGUGCUCUUACUGGACACAUUGGCAAGCUGUCAUUCAGAUCACAUGGAUUUUCUCAAGAUGGUCCAGUGGAAACCGAUGAAUUCAUGAGCUUUGAGAAGCCAACAAGACCUGUUUUGAAGGUGAGAAAACCAAGGGCUUUAGUUGAUAUUACCCCUGCUGUGUCCUCUGCAUUGCUCAUGAAUGAACUCCAAUGGAUUGGAUUAAUCGUCAAGCCAAUAGACUAUUCUUUAAGAGGUGGCAUAUUGCAUAUAGAUGCUGGUGCUGAACUGAAAAUAGAAGAGUCUCAGAUGAUUGAAAUAGAAAAUUACAGAGGUGAUAUGGAGCAUGCUAGUUCUGCUAAUAGCUCUGCUGAAGCUGGAAAGGUUGAAAAGAUCCCAAUUGAAAAUGGGAAGAUAAAACUUCCAGAUUGGGCUAGUGAUGUAACUACUCUUGUUUGGUUUCCUGUUCGUGCUAUUGAUGAUACUAUUGCUAGAGGAGAAUCCCCAGCAUCUCCUCAGAAGCAGAGCAUAGUUGAUGGGAUGAGAAUGAUUGCUCUCAAGCUUGAAUUUGGAGUUUUCCAUAAUCAAGUAUUCGAAAGGACCAUUGCAGUACAUUUCACUAACCCAUUCCAUGUAAGCACACGUGUUGUAGACAAGUGCAAUGAUGGAACCCUACUUCUACAGGUCAUACUGCGCUCUGAAGUGAAGGCCACUCUGCAUGUAAAGGAUGUACAGUUAGAUCUUCAAUCUGGAUUUGAGCACUUGGGCAAGGGAGAUGGCCGACCAGCAUCAAGUUUAUUCCCUCUGGUUAUUGCUCCUUCUUCCAGAGCUGGAAUUCUAUUCAUAAUACGGUUAAGUGGCACAAAAGAUCUGGAUGAGGUUGAAAAUGCAGACAGCAUGCUGAAUAUCAAGUAUGGAAUAUCUGGUGAAAGAACAACUGGAGCACAUUCUCCAGUUCCUGUCCAACCUGGUGAUUCUGAAGAGCUCUUGUUCAAGAUUGCACUCAGACUGAAGCGACCUGUCCUGGAUCCAUGUCUAGCAGUUGGAUUCCUUCCAUUUUCUACCGAUUGCCUCAGGGUUGGGCAGUUAGUUAAUAUGAGAUGGAGAGUUGAAAGACUGAAAAGCCCGGAGGAUGCAACCAUAUCUGGCGACGAAAUACUUUAUCAGGUUGACGCAAACCCGCAGAACUGGAUGGUGGCCGGGAGGAAAUGUGGUCAUGUAUCAUUGUCAAACGAGCAAGGUUCGAGGAUGGAAAUCACGGUGACAUGCAUCCCGCUGGUGUCCGGGUAUGUCCACCCACCGCAGCUGGGCCUGCCGGAGGUGGGCGAGGUGAACAUCAGCUGCAACCCGGCAGGGCCCCACCUGGUGUGCGUCCUCCCUCCGGCCCUCAGCACCUCCUACUGUAUACCGGCGGUGUGACUGCCAAUUUUUUCGCUUACAUGAGCUGUAGAGUGCCCGUUUUGGGCGAGAUCUCCUUUCUGCAGACGUUUCGCUGGAACGAGUCUCUUGUAAAUUUUCUUGUGCCGUGACCACACGUACGACUGUACAUUAUUCACUGGUUAGUCGGAUUGCUUGGGUUCUCCUGGAUCCUGCGAAAUUCGUGAGACUGAUUUAUUCUGCA